Molecule: messenger RNA, 1827 nt
Organism: Leptinotarsa decemlineata (Colorado potato beetle)
Lineage: Eukaryota; Metazoa; Arthropoda; Insecta; Coleoptera; Chrysomelidae
Gene: Sra-1
Product: Cytoplasmic FMR1-interacting protein Sra-1
Source: RefSeq, a predicted model, not a curated record
AAAUGUACCGUACGUCAUCACCAUAAUGAAGAAUGCAACGAUUUAAUUACAAUGGAGAAAAGAAUACAGUUUCCAAUCGAUAUGUCAAUGCCGUGGAUUUUAACUGAUCACAUUUUGAAAACAAAGGAGCCCUCAAUGAUGGAGUAUGUUUUAUAUCCGUUGGACUUGUACAAUGACAGCGCAUUAUAUGCUUUAACAAUAUUCCGAAAACAGUUCUUGUAUGAUGAAGUAGAAGCCGAGGUGAAUUUGUGCUUUGAUCAGUUUGUUUAUAAACUGAGUGAGCAGAUCUUUGCCUAUUAUAAACAAUUAGCAGCAAGCAUAUUCCUUGAUAAACGUUUUCGAGUAGAGUGUUCAGCUAUCGGAGCAUACUUGUUGCCCUAUCCAAGAGCAAACAGAUAUGAAACUUUGUUGAAACAGAGACAUGUGCAGUUACUAGGUAGAUCAAUUGAUUUAAAUAAGCUGAUCACCCAAAGAAUAAACGCGGACAUGCAAAAAUCCCUUGAUUUGGCGAUUAGUAAAUUUGAAGCCGGAGACAUCACCGGAGUCACCGAACUGGAGGGACUUUUGCAGGUUAAUCGCCUAUGUCAUAAGUUAUUGAGCAAGUGGUUGGCUUUGGAUGAUUACGAUUCAAUGUUUAGGGAAGCAAAUCAUAACGUUUUAGCUCCUUACGGUAGAAUAACGCUCCAUGUCUUCUGGGAGCUUAACUAUGAUUUUUUGCCUAAUUAUGUUUACAAUGCUGCUACCAACAGGUUUACCAAAUAUCGUGGCAUAGCCUUUGGAACAGCUGUGUCUAGAGAUAGACCUCCCCAAAUGUCACAUCACUAUCUAUGGGGUACUAAGCAAUUGAACUUGGCCUAUACCACACAAUAUGGGCAAUAUUCUGGUUUUGUUGGGCCUCAACAUUUCCAUACAAUGUGCAAGCUAUUGGGGUACCAAGGUAUUGCAGUAGUCAUGGAAGAAUUGCUGAAAAUUGUUAAGAGCCUCAUUCAAGGAAGUCUACUUCAGUUCACUAAAACGCUUAUGGAAGCAAUGCCAAAGAUUUGUAAACUUCCAAGAUAUGACUAUGGAUCGCCUGGAGUAUUAGGCUACUAUCAUGCCCAGCUUAACGACAUUGUUCAAUAUCCUGAUGCACGGACGGAAUUGUUCCACAAUUUCAGGGAAUUUGGAAAUAUAAUAUUGUUUUGCCUUUUGAUGGAACAAGCUCUGUCUCAGGAAGAAGUCUGUGAUCUUUUGCAAGCAGCUCCAUUCCAAAAUAUUCUGCCCCGUCCUUAUUGUAAAGAGGGUGAAAAGUUAGAAAAUAAACAGAAACGUCUUGAAGCCAAAUACCAAGCUUUGCAAAUUGUCCCGAAUAUAGAAAAGCUGGGUACUGCAAAACAGGCAAUGAUAUCCCGCGAAGGUGAUUUGCUCACCAGAGAAAGACUUUGCUGCGGACUUUCGAUUUUCGAAGUAGUUUUGAAUAGGUUAAGGAGUUUCCUAGAUGAUCCUGUGUGGGUAGGUCCACCGCCUACGAAUGGCGUUAUGAACGUAGAUGAAUGUACUGAAUUCCAUCGUUUGUGGUCGGCUUUACAAUUUGUUUAUUGCAUUCCAGUUAGUGAAAAUGAAUACACGGUUGAAGAGAUGUUUGGAGAAGGGCUCCAUUGGGCAGGAUGUACUAUGAUUGUACUCCUUGGGCAACAGCGAAGAUUCGAAGCUCUUGACUUUUGCUAUCAUAUUCUGAGGGUCCAAAGGGUUGACAUGAAGGAUGAAAUCAUAAAAGGAAUAGUAAGUACUAAUCAUUUCAUAUACCUCAAUAAAACCUGUCAAUAUGUUUGAUAACAACGUCCCAGC